AUGCGCGUUGGCGUUGGCGUCGUAGGGCUCGGCGCCGUCGGCUCCAUCUUCUUCAACCGGCUGCUGCACCACAUCAACCCACCUGGCGCCAAGAGCGCCCACCGCGUCUUUGCGCUCGUCAAGCCGCAGCACCUGCCCCGCCUUGAGAGCGUUGCCCUCUACGAGCGCGGCCAGCCCGACGCGAUCCUGCGCGUGCCCGUGCACAAGCCGCCGAACGCGCUCGCGCUCACGACCGGCGCCGACAAGCACGUCACGGACCCGCUCGAUGUCGUGCUCAUCGCUGUCAAGUCCACGGACACGCUCGACGUGGCCCAGCAGCUCGCGGCAUCCCCCUUGGUCGGAAAGAACUCGCUCUUGAUCUCGCUGCAGAAUGGUCUUGGGAACGUCCAGACGCUGAGAGAAACGUUAGCGACGGAGAAUGUUCUCCAUGGCGUCACGUACAUGGGCGGGCAAUGCACGUCGCCAGGUCAUGUGAUCCUCGGCGGCCACGGCUCGACGAUCCUCCAAGGCGCAGACCAUCUGAGCGACCUCCAGCAAGUCCACCUCGAUCGACUGUGCCAACUCCUCGACGCAGCGCAGCUGCACACAACUGUGAUCAACUCUCAAGACGUGCAAUCGGUGAUCUGGACCAAGCUGCUCGUGAACGCUGGUAUCAACCCGCUCGCAUCCAUCUUGGAUCGACCGAAUUUCUGUGUGACGCAGGGCGCGUCGAACCGCCGCGUUGUCGAGUCGGUCGUCAACGAAGUGGCGGCGGUCGCGGCCGCCGAGGGCAUUCCGCUGCAUCUGGAUGGGAAAAGCCCGUUGACGUAUACGCUGGACGUGGCCAGCGCGACUGCCACCAACGUCUGCUCGAUGCUCCACGAUCUGCGUGGGCACAAGCGAACCGAGAUUGGUGCGAUCAACGAGAUGGUGGUCUACUACGGCCAGCGCCAUGGCAUUCCGACGCCGACGAAUCAGCUCCUGGUGCACCUCGUGCGUGGCCUCGAGACGCGCGCGGUGCCAUGAGAUAUCGAGCACACGUAUAUAUAUAUAUAUAGAAAGGCGAC
This is a messenger RNA of Saprolegnia parasitica CBS 223.65, 1046 nucleotides long. Its product is annotated as 2-dehydropantoate 2-reductase. The record is from RefSeq and is a predicted model, not a curated record. Lineage: Eukaryota; Oomycota; Saprolegniomycetes; Saprolegniales; Saprolegniaceae. Gene Ontology annotation, cellular component: cytoplasm. Gene Ontology annotation, biological process: pantothenate biosynthetic process. Gene Ontology annotation, molecular function: 2-dehydropantoate 2-reductase activity; NADP binding. The transcript is spliced from 5 exons. The coding region runs from base 1 to 1005 and encodes 334 amino acids.